Molecule: messenger RNA, 1272 nt
Organism: Auxenochlorella protothecoides
Lineage: Eukaryota; Viridiplantae; Chlorophyta; Trebouxiophyceae; Chlorellales; Chlorellaceae
Product: RNA polymerase-associated protein LEO1
Exons: 5
Coding region: 1-1272 (423 amino acids)
Biological process (GO): positive regulation of transcription elongation by RNA polymerase II; transcription elongation by RNA polymerase II
Cellular component (GO): nucleus; Cdc73/Paf1 complex
Molecular function (GO): RNA polymerase II C-terminal domain phosphoserine binding
Source: RefSeq, a predicted model, not a curated record
AUGGCGGAGGAGGGCGACCGCAUGCGGGAGCUGUUUGGGAGCGAGUCUGAGGAUGACGAUGGACCGCUGCCCGCAUCGACCGCGCCCCAGGCUGGGCCAGAUGACGAGGGUCCGGGACCGGCACCUGCUCCUGUUGAGCAAGACCAGAUGCGGGACCUGUUUGGCAGUGACGAUGAGGACGAGGCAGCCUCCCAGGGAGGCGAUGCGACGGCCUGGGACGACGCAGACGAUGGCUUAGGGGCCCCGCCGCCAGACCGGGGCCCGCCCAUGGAGGUGGAGGUCCCGCUGCACAGCGUUCCCCUCCCCUCUUCCCUGCACCUGGUCAAGAUGAGCAACAUCCUGGGCAUCGAGGCUCGGCCCUUCGACGCCCAGGCCUUUGCCGCGGAGGCCGGGGCCAGCACCGCCCGGGAGCGGCUGCGGGACCACACCACCAUCCGCUGGCGCUGGGGGCGGGACGCCGCUGGCGCCGCGGUGCAGCGCUCCAACGCGCGGCUGGUGCGCUGGAGCGACGGCUCGCAGCAGCUGCUCCUGGGAUCCGAGGUCCUGGACGUGCGGGACAUCGACGUGAGCGGCGACCAGAACUACCUCUGCGCCCGGCAUGCGCAAGUCAUCCAGGGCCAGGGCCAGCUCCUCUCCAAGCUGGUCUUCCAGCCCGCCAGCCUGUCCAGCGGCUUCCACCGCCGCCUGGCCGCCAGCGUGGAGGGCACCAGCGCGCGAGUGGGCCGCGUCAAGGGGACCACUACCCUGGCCGACCCUGCGCGCCAGAAGCGCGAGCGAGAGCUGGCGGAAGAGGGCCGCAUCCGCGACCGCGAGCGCCUGGCCGAGCGCCAGGCGCGCACGAUGCGGCGCUUCGCGCCGCCGGCCGCGCCGGCGCGCGCGCCGCGCCUCUCCUCUGCUUACCUGGAGGAGGACGACGACGAGGCGCUGUUCGGCGACGAGGCCGUCGAUGCGAAGGGGCGUGGCGGCCCGCGUGGGGUGGCCGCCCGGGGCCUUGACAGCGAGGAGGCGGAGGCUCGUGCGGCGGCGCGGCUGGUGGGUGCCAAGAGGGCGGCGCCGGCCUCGUCCCCGGCACCCGCGCGGCCCCGCACCAUCGACAGCGAGGACGAGGGGCUGAGCGAGGAGGACAAUCUCGAUGAUUUCCUGGCGCCGGACGACGAUGAGCCAGAGGCCCCGCCCCGGAAGCCGUCGGCCCCCAAGCAGGCCCCCGCGCCGGCUACCGCCCCCCGUGCCAAGAAGAGGACCGUGUUGCUGGACAGCGAUGACGACGAGUGA